AUGACGCUGGACGCGUGCCUGGAGACGGCGAAAACGACGCUGACGACGUCGCUGGACGCGCUCGGACAACACUUGUGCUGCGCGGUGUGCCUGAGCCUGCCGAAAAAGCCGACGAAGCUGGCGUGCUCGCAUUAUUUUUGCGCGGCGUGCGCGAAGACGUUGUUCGAUAGGAAACAGCCGUGCCCGACGUGCAGAGCGCCGUGCACGAAGCGAGAGUCGCGGAAGGAUGAGCGGUUUGAGAAGAUUGUGAGCGCGUAUACGAACGUUUUGGCGGCGGUGGCGUCGGUGAUGGAGACGGAAGUGCCGUAUGGGUCACAGAUUCCGGCGACGCAGCUGAGGAAGCACAACGCGCGAGCGCCGCAGCGAAGAACGAGCGUGUCGCAGUUGAAGGAGAUCAUGGCGAACAUGCGAAAGCUUCCAACGCUACCGCAUGCGUUUGGAGAUGAAAACGGAGGUGGGCGACGUGGGAACGGGGCGUUUGAGGAGUUGGUGGGGGAAUUAGAAGAAGCGUCGACGGCGACGGAGGAGACGGUGGAGAGGGAGACGCGCGCGCCGUGGACGGGAGCGGUGAUCGAUCCGAACGCUGCCGUCCAGGGUCGCCAUCCGUGCGCGUUUUGCAAGCGUGGGAGCGAGGUUGGGGAAAGCGUCGAACGUUUCGAGGAGAAGAUUUCGAGGAAAACGGUCGUGGAACACUGUCACACGACGUGCGCGCUUUGGGCGCCGCUCGUCGUGAGCUCAGUCGACGGAGGCUUGACGAACGUUUGCGCGGAGGUCCGGAGAGCGAAAAGUCUGAAGUGUGCCUACUGCAAGAAAGUGGGUGCUCCGUCGGGGUGCAGCGAAUCGAGAUGCAAGAAAUCGUAUCAUAUUUGGUGCGCGCGACUGGUUCAGGGAACGACGUACGACGGCGAGCACUUUUCAAUUUCGUGCCCGGCGCACUCGACUCUUCCUCUCGCGCUUCUGCCCGCGCAGCGACCGGCUACGAGAGCGCCCAGUUUGAAGCGCGCACAAGCGCCGACGAACGGCAAGUCUGCGACAAAGCGUCAAAAGUCGCUCGUUUCCAUCGAUCCUUCGGAUUCCAGCUACGAACUUCUCAAGACGACGCGCGAGACUCGCGUGUGCGGCUCUCUCUUGUCUGACGCCGAAAAGAAGGAAUUGGAAAAGUUCUGCAAGCAGUUUGACUUCGUCUAUGAGUCGAUGUUUUCGCCUCAAACGACGCACGUCGUCUUCGGCAAAGGCAAGGUUGAUUCCGGAAGCAUGGUUUUACGAAAGAAGAGCGCCAAAUUUUACGAAGCGCUCAUCCAAGGGUGCUGGAUCUUGAGCAGCGCGUGGGUGAAAUCGUGUUUGGAACAGCAACGCUGCGUGGAUGAAGAUGCGUUCGAGAUCCAAGGCGACUCGUGCGGAAAUCUCGGUGGACCGAAACGAGCGCGAGAGAACGGUGGCGCAAAAGUUUUCUCGACCUGGCACUUCGUCUAUCUCGGCAAAUUUCGCGACUCGAAUCAGCUCGAGAUGAACAUGCAAUUCGCUCGAGCCGAUGGCGCCGUGGUGACGCGAAUCGAAGACAUCGGCGAUUCAUUGUCGCCCUCGUCCCCGAGGAACUCUCCCGUCGUCGUCGUCGUCGAUAUGGCUCCCAACAAGUCCGCGCAUCGAGCGCCGUACGCCGACGUUUACGUUCCGUUCGCGAAGCGCUUGCCGACACCGGCAGUGGCUAUCGUGACGCUUGACUUCGUGGUUGAUUCCGUCUCCAGCCGUGAACCGAAAGGUUUCGGUACGAGCGCGAUCGAAGCGCUGGAACGAUUAGCUGCGCAAGACGACGAAGCCGCGUUCGACACCGUCACGGCGGAUUCAUCCGCCUGCGCGUAAAUCGCGCGAGCGCGCGCACGCGUGCACACACACACGACAACGCCGACACAACGCUAGAUAUAGAUACGCCCUAUGACAUUCAUCCAUUCACAACA
Messenger RNA from Ostreococcus lucimarinus CCE9901, 1955 nucleotides. RefSeq lists its product with no specific name. Bases 1 to 1860 code for a protein of 619 amino acids. Lineage: Eukaryota; Viridiplantae; Chlorophyta; Mamiellophyceae; Mamiellales; Bathycoccaceae. The record is from RefSeq and is a predicted model, not a curated record. The transcript has a single exon. Gene Ontology annotation, cellular component: BRCA1-A complex; BRCA1-BARD1 complex; plasma membrane. Gene Ontology annotation, molecular function: metal ion binding; ubiquitin-protein transferase activity. Gene Ontology annotation, biological process: positive regulation of transcription by RNA polymerase II; double-strand break repair via homologous recombination; negative regulation of fatty acid biosynthetic process.